CGGGAGAGUCUUUCUCCUCUCUUCUCCGGCAGGCGCAAGGCUACUCUCGGCCGGAAGACUCGAACCAUGCUGACGUUCAGUUCGAAGGAGGCUCACCAGCUCCUGCACAACAAGUUUGUGGUCAUUCUGGGCGACUCAAUCCAGCGAUGUGUGUACAAGGAUCUGGUCCGGCUGCUGCAGAGCGACUCCUUGCUCACGGCUUCCCAGCUGAAGUCCAAGGGGGAGCUGCGCUUCGAAGACGACCACUUGGUGGAAGGAGGGGUGCUGGGCUCCCUCCACAACGGCACCCGUUACCGCGAGGUGCGCCAGUAUCGGACCAGCCACCACCUUGUCCGCUUCUACUUCCUCACGCGGGUCUACUCGGAGUAUCUGGAGAGCGUUCUGGAAGAUUUCCAAGCCGGACCGCAACCGGAUGUCUUGGUCCUCAACUCUUGCGUCUGGGACGUUUCUAGGUACGGCCCGUCUUCCAUGAAGGAAUAUCGCAAGAACCUGGAGACGGCCUUCAACCGGCUAGAUGCCGUCCUGCCCGCCUCCUGCUUGGUCAUCUGGAACAUGACCAUGCCUCUAGGGCGCAGGGUGACGGGGGGCUUCCUUAUUCCAGAGCUGCAGCACUUAAGCAAGACCCUCCGCAACGACGUGAUCGAGGGCAACUUCUACGGCGCCACUCUGGCCGGCUUCCACCUCUUCGACGUCCUGGACCUCCACUUCCACUUCCGCUUCGACCUGCGGAACCGGGUCAAGGAUGGCGUCCACUGGAACAACGUGGUGCAUCGCAGGAUCACCAACCUGCUUCUGAUGCACGUGGCGGAUGCGUGGUGCGUGGUGGUGCCGAGCAGGAGCCGGAGCCCGGAUGGCACUCCAGACCACUAG
Molecule: messenger RNA, 870 nt
Organism: Lacerta agilis (Sand lizard)
Lineage: Eukaryota; Metazoa; Chordata; Lepidosauria; Squamata; Lacertidae
Product: PC-esterase domain-containing protein 1A-like
Exons: 6
Coding region: 67-870 (267 amino acids)
Source: RefSeq, a predicted model, not a curated record